AUCAAUUCGAUCGCCGCAGUGAUUAUCAGUCUGCUUGCAACGUCAUGUGCGGCAAGUGGUGCACGUUGCUCCUCCACAUUUGCCUCGUGGCUGGCGAAUACUACACAGCUGGCGUUGUUGAAUUUCGACCCGACAUCGCGGGGGCAACUUCGGCACAACUGCUCGAGGACAAUUUGAGCGCAUAUCUGGAGCUGAUUAGCUUGGCCAAUGGCACCACGGACAUCAUUGUCUUCCCGGAGGCAACGCUCAACAGUUUGCUGCAGUUGACUGCGGUGCCACAGCCGAAUGCAACGCACAGUUUGUGCCACCAAACAACAGGUCAGGCAUCAGCAGCUGGCGAAUUUAUGCAACAACUUGCUUGCGCCGCUGUCCAAGCGAAUACCUAUCUGCUCUUCAAUGUGAAGGAACGCGAGGAUUGCGACAAUCGAUCCGAUCUCGAUUGUCCCACCCGCGGUUAUCGAGUCUACAACACGAAUGUGGCUAUCGAUCGCAGUGGUGCGAUCGUGUCGCGUUAUCGCAAAUGGAAUCUAUACCUUGAACCGCAACUCAAUCGGACGGCGACGCCAGAGUUUAGCAUCUUCGAGACGGACUUCAAUGUGACCUUUGGGCAUUUUGUCUGCUUCGAUAUGUUGUUCUACACGCCAGCUCAGGAACUUGUCGAACGCUUCAACAUACGGAACGUGAUUGUCACCAAAAUGUUCAACUCCGAGCUGCCCUUCCUAACGGCCAGCCAACUGCAACAGGGCUGGGCGUGGGCGAACAACGUGAAUCUGCUGGCAGCCGGGGCGAGCUUGCCACACGGUGGCAUCAGCGGCAGUGGCAUCUAUGCGGGCCGUGGUGGCGCAUUGGCGCGUCGCAUGGUCGGCAAUGCGACCGAGGGCGUGCGUCAGCUGCUGCUGGCACGUGUGCCACACUCGCCCGACGACUCGCUCGACGACGUCACGUUUGAUGAGGAGCGCACGGGGCCCGAGCAGCUGCAGUUGCUGAUGUUGCAGCAGCCGCAGUUGGAUGAGUUCAACAGCUGGCAGGUGCAGCUCGGAGAUGAGCAGCAGCAGCAGCAGCGACGUUUGUGCCACACGGAUCUGUGCUGUGACUUUGAGUGGAGCUUGGAAUCGGAGGCGCCACAAACUACACACGACUACGUGUAUCGAGUGGGCGUGUUUGUGGGUCGGCGACGCUACGAGGAGGCACAGUACAGUGUUGUGCGUUUGUGCGGCUUGUUUGCGUGCCGCAACGCCAGCGUCGAGAGCUGUGGUCAGCUUAGGGAAGCGACGGCAGCGGAGAACGGAGAGUUGCAACUGCCGCGCUUCAAUACGCUGCGUGUGAGCGGCGAGUUUGUGGAACGUUCGCGACGCCAACUGAUGCCCAGCACGCUGAGCGUGUCGCUCUAUGCGCUGCAAGCCACAGAGCUGCUCUGGUCUGUGGCAGAUGCCACCCGGGUGCAGUUGCAGCUGCACAAGCCGCACUCACACUUGCUGACCUUUGGAAUCUAUGGCAACUAUUUCGAAGACGAGGAGGACGAAGAGGAGGAGGAAGAGGAAGAGGAGGAGGAAGAGGAAGAGGAGAAGGAAGUGCCGUCGCAUAAUUGUGGCACCGCACUUGCCACAUCUGCCACAGUCGUCAUGGCCGGCUUGCUGCUGCUGUCUCUGCUACUGCAGCAACAGUAGCUCGCUCUUCUCUUAUCAGCCAAACACUUUGCUGAUUAACUCAAAUCGCAGCGGCAGCUGUUGCUGUUUCUGUUGGUGCAGGCGACAAAAACGUGUCAAAGCAUUUAACAAAAUCAAAUCUAACUGUCUGGCAACGCCAGCCUAUUUUGCUGCAACCAACUUAACAGUGCAUUGAACAAAAGCUUUACUUACUAUACAACUAAGCAACAACAAUAAUAAAUUCAAUAAAAUGUGGCAAUGAGAUAUUUCACAACUCUACGAGUUUUCGUUUACCUGAACAACACUGGCAACACUGUACAUAUAUCAACUGCAGCCAACUUAACAAUGCGUUGAAACAAAGCUCUUACUAUACAACAACUAUGCAACAACAAAGACAAAUUCAAUAAAAUGUGACAAUGAAAAACUUCUCAAAUUGGCAACUUUACAAAAUGUUCGCUCAUAUGAACAAGUCUGGCAACACAGCACAUAUUUCAACUGCAGCCAACUUAACAAGCCA
This is a messenger RNA of Drosophila albomicans, 2163 nucleotides long. Its product is annotated as vanin-like protein 3. The transcript is spliced from 2 exons. The record is from RefSeq and is a predicted model, not a curated record. Bases 45 to 1667 code for a protein of 540 amino acids. Lineage: Eukaryota; Metazoa; Arthropoda; Insecta; Diptera; Drosophilidae.